AACACAAUUACGUGAACACUUCUGGAGAAAAGUCUUUCAAAAGCAAAAUGAUGGAUGGAGAAGAAAAAACUUAUGGAGGCUGUGAAGGCCCAGAUGCUAUGUAUGUAAAACUCAUUUCAUCAGAUGGUCACGAAUUUAUUGUAAAACGAGAGCAUGCACUGACUUCAGGGACUAUCAAAGCGAUGCUGAGUGGCCCUGGGCAGUUUGCUGAAAAUGAAACAAAUGAAGUAAACUUCAGAGAAAUUCCUUCCCAUGUGCUGUCCAAAGUGUGCAUGUAUUUUACUUACAAAGUCCGCUACACAAACAGCUCCACAGAGAUUCCUGAAUUUCCUAUUGCACCAGAAAUUGCACUGGAACUGCUAAUGGCUGCAAACUUCUUGGAUUGUUAAAUAAAAUAAAUGGUGAAAGACUUUGCUUUCAGUAUUUCAUACCUGUGGAAGAACAAGUUUAGAUUGUAGUGCAUGUCACAAAAGAAGCUGGUGCACAGUGUAAUUUUUCAAAAUUUAUGUAUCUUUUGCAUUGUAUUUUUUCAGCAUUUGAGCUUAAGUUGUGUUUAUGGAAAAUUCUAAACAUUCAAAGUGACACAAUUGAGACUGUUCCACAAACUUUGACUCUAUGAGAAAAAGCAUAUUUAACUUUAUUAUAACUUGUUUUAUAUUCCGUUUGUGAAUUUGACUGAAGUAAAUGUCAUGCUGAACUGGAA
Molecule: messenger RNA, 703 nt
Organism: Protopterus annectens (West African lungfish)
Lineage: Eukaryota; Metazoa; Chordata; Ceratodontiformes; Protopteridae
Gene: ELOC
Product: elongin C
Biological process (GO): ubiquitin-dependent protein catabolic process
Cellular component (GO): elongin complex
Molecular function (GO): protein-macromolecule adaptor activity
Source: RefSeq, a predicted model, not a curated record